UCGCUGUUCAAAAAUACAAAAGGCUCCCAGUCGACUCAAUCACGAAAACGAAAACAACCAGAAAGAGCCGACAAUGUAACCCCUCCAACUUCUGGCAAACCAUCACCGACGACUUAUCAGGAAAUAGACUCUGCGUCUACGGUCGAAAGCGACCAAGAAUCGGUCAAAAAGAAACUACACACAAUUACCAUCCGAUAA
Molecule: messenger RNA, 198 nt
Organism: Paraglomus occultum
Lineage: Eukaryota; Fungi; Glomeromycota; Glomeromycetes; Paraglomerales; Paraglomeraceae
Source: the annotation of a GenBank genome assembly